Molecule: messenger RNA, 1674 nt
Organism: Neocloeon triangulifer
Lineage: Eukaryota; Metazoa; Arthropoda; Insecta; Ephemeroptera; Baetidae
Gene: pkaap
Product: A-kinase anchor protein 10, mitochondrial
Exons: 6
Coding region: 147-1427 (426 amino acids)
Biological process (GO): intracellular protein localization
Cellular component (GO): plasma membrane
Source: RefSeq, a predicted model, not a curated record
CUCAAGUUGGCAGUUCUGCUCAUCUGACCUGGACCUGCCCCUGACCCUCUGUGCGUUGUCAAAGGUGCUCAAAGAAAUGGUCCCCACACACCUCGGCAUGGGCUAACGCCCUCAAUAAUGCCCACGGCACUGAUGUGCGGCCUCCGAUGCUGACCUUUCUGCGAAAGCACGCCUCCAGCGCAGGCCCUCAGCAGGCGGCCAAGCUGUCGGUGGAGGACUUGCUGAAGCAGGAGCCACCCCCAGAGAGCUUUGCAGGCCGCUCCCGGGUAUGCCGCACCCUGGCCGAAGUGCUUGUCGACGGAGGGGCGGUCAGUUUGUUGCUGCAGUUCCUUCGUCCCCGCGGAGCCGCCCCCCUGUUGCUGUUCUGGCUGGAGGCUGCUCGUCUUGAGGGCAGACCGCCUCCGUGGCCUUCCCCGGCGAUAAGCGACGACCGGUCAGAGGCGGCUGUCGCCAUCUUCGAGAGGUUCUUCGCUCAAGGCGCGUCUGAGCGGGUCUCAGCCUCACGGGGCCUUGUCGACGCAGUCGAAGUUGUGAUAAGGAGGAAGGAAGCGCCUCCCAAGGAUAUUUUCCAUCCUCUCCAAGAACACGUCUCACAAGUCUUGCUCAAAGAGCAUUUUGAUGAGUUUCUCCAGUCAGAGUUUUACCGGCAGCACCAGGUGGAGGUGCUUACCAGCGGCCAAGUGCACCUGGCCGAUUUGCUACUCAAUGAAUCAGCUCUCUUUUACUUUACAGAGUUUAUGGAACAAGAUAAUCAUCGAACUCUUCUGGAGUUUUGGCUGGCGGCCACCAACUUUCAAAAACACCCUUCGAGUGAACCCUCUGAGGCGCAGGCGGACGCUGUCGUGCUUUAUGACAAAUACUUUUCACUCCAGGCAACGUCGCCCUUGGGUUUUGGAGACCCCAUAAGACUUGAGGUUGAGGAAAAGAUAUGUGGGGAAUUUGGACCAUCGGCAGAUUGUUUUGAGAAAGCUGCGAAGAUCGCGCUAUCUGCCAUGGAGCGACUGUUUCUGCCCGAUUUCCUGCAAUCCCAGUUGUACCUGAGGUACUUGGCCGACUUGCUGCAGGCCAGCAAUGGUCUCAUAAAUUCUACAAGCAAUUCCAAUGAUUCGUCACAGACUAGCACUUGCAGCUGGGACGAUUCUGAUCCUGACAGCAUUUGGAAGAGAGGCAGACAUAACAGCAGCGGCCUGUCUCUGGGUCGGAUCGACGAGUUGGGCCGAUUCGAAGCUGACUUUGAGCCGGAGCCCGAGGCGCGCCGCGAGUCGCGCCUCAGCAGGGUGAUGCGACGGCUGGUGCGGCCACACGACCAGGAGGAAGUGGCCUGGCGCGUGGCCGAGAUGAUCGUACGCGACGUGACCAGCGUCACCCUAGGCGACGCUCCCAGCAGGCCGUCACCGCCGCGCCGCCCUAGCACAGCAGACUCAUGAUCGAGCUGGCAUAUGCCAUUGGCUUCACAUUCGGGUGUGGCUAAGGAAAUAAUAUAUAUCAUUUAGACCUGAUUUAGACCAACUGGUAGAUGUGUAAGGACCUAAAAGUGAGUUACCAAAGUGAUGCUAUAAAAAGCGAGCUGUUCUUUACGGUCACAGUAUAAUUAUCAAUAGUGUAGGUGGCCAGUUAAUAAAUUUAUAUUUUAUCUCUUAAGUACAAAAUAAAGAACAAAAUCUUUUUUAAAAA